Messenger RNA from Pecten maximus, 2165 nucleotides. RefSeq lists its product as uncharacterized. The transcript has 14 exons. The record is from RefSeq and is a predicted model, not a curated record. Lineage: Eukaryota; Metazoa; Mollusca; Bivalvia; Pectinida; Pectinidae. Gene Ontology annotation, cellular component: nucleus; cytoplasm. Bases 140 to 1537 code for a protein of 465 amino acids.
AUAUGAAACCCGGAGUAAAUUUACAUGUGGUCGCGGGAUUCGACAACACAGACAGAAUAAAUCCAUUUAAAGUGGAAGAAAGAGAAUGUCUCGACCAUGUAAAGAUGAUUAGCGAAGGAACUGUAGAUAAUAAACAGGUAUGGAACAAUUAAGAAUCGGUAUGGAAUCAACACUUGGUGCUGUGUUCACUCCUCCUGAGACAAGUGGAUCCGAUAGUUGUAUAAUAGCCCAAGAUUCAGAAAACGUACCAAUGGAUGAAUUCUGCGAGAUGUUCCGACAACGGAGAGGGCUUCCAAGUAUAAAAGCAUCUCUGCAUAUCACUGAAAUCAGAUCACAUGACAGUACCCAACAGACUGUUUUGGAAUCUACGGAUUGGCAUAAUGCAUUACAAAUUCAUGAUUCAACAAACAAAGAUGACAACGCCAUUGGCUCAACGGUUUUCCGAAGUAUUCGAAAAAGAAUGCGAUUAAACAAUGAGAAGAAAAUCGCCAAAUGUUAUGCUGAGACAAAUGGAAACAGAUUUGGAAACAAAGAUGGGAAAACCAAUCAUCAGAUCGACAAGGAUUUUUUCAGACAAAGCCUUCAAUGUGUUCCACAAUACAACAAUAUGAGUGAGGAAAACAAGCGUUUUCUCAGGGAAUUAAAUAUAAUGGUGCCAGGACAUACAUUACAAGUGCAUAUGGUGCACAACCAACAGUCACAUUCAGCAGCAAUAUAUCCAACAACACCCCAACAUUUGCGAGUCGAUGAUAAUAGGAGCAGGAAACCCAAUGGAGGUUUAAGCGAUAAUGGGGAAAUAGAGAAGAAAAAUGACGAAGAUUCUACCUCAUAUUGUGCUCGGAACCCAAAGUCUACUGACGAAGAAGCACGUACAGACACAUAUCUGUAUUGGGAGAAUGGCGACCCAAGCGUUUUUAUUAAUGCAGGAUUCUUCUAUACGGGGGACCAAGACAUUGUUCGAUGUUUCCAUUGUGACAUUGGCAUUGCCGGCUGGAACCCAACUGAUGAUCCAUGGGUAGGGCAUGCUCGAUAUCGUCCCGACUGUCGUUUCCUCAGACAGGAGAAGAGUCAGGAAUGGAUCGAUAAUAUCCAGAUUGAGUGGGCUAAGACAUACACACCAAAACACCAAGAGUAUCAACGGAUUGAUGUUAGACAAAGAUCAUUUCAACAUGAGGAUUGGCAUCGAAAUAACACCUCACAGUCUCCAGAACAUCUAGCAACUGCUGGGUUUUUUCUCGACGGCGAUCAUAUCAGGUGUCAUUACUGUGACGGGAUCAUGAGGAAGGAUGUGUACCUAGAUGAAGACACAGCUGAGGACACAGAUGAAUUCUGGAUAAAACAUGCACACACUUUCCCUUUUUGUAAAUUUGUUCAAAAUCAAAAAGGACUUGACUUUGUCAAAACAUGCACACUUAACAAUUCGGACAUAGCGAAUCCAGACCAUUACCUACCAGUUGCAGCUGGACCAGAAGGGCAUGUAUUCAGACUGUCAUGUGUACAGGAGUUCAGCAUCAGGGCGAAACGUGAUCCCAUAUGAUCAGCAGCUGCUCGGAGCUUACUAUCCAUCGGUUAUAGUAAGGAAUCCGUCAUCAGAUCAAUUCGAACCUUCAUAUCUGAAAAUGAAGAAGGCAGAGAGUUUGACGCGAAGAGCUUGGUUGACAUCAUUCAAAGAUAUGAAGAUGCACUGUCGGAGAACCGGCAACUAAGACAAAUAUUCCAAUGUAAACUUUGCCACGAAAGGAAUGUCAGUAGGAUAGCAGUGCCUUGUGGUCACCUUGGAUGUCAGCAUUGUUUAGCAGGCCUCGCUACGUGUACUAUAUGCCACAGCGAAAUCAGAAAGAACGUUCGGAUCUACUUUUGUUAGGAUUUACCUCCAAUGACUGCAAUUAUGUAUAACUCAAAAAAGCUGAACGGAAAUUUGACAUUGUUCUUCUAUAGAGUUACUUUGUGGUAAGAUGUACAAGAUUCAUAGACUAUCUCUAAAUCACAAAUGAUAGCUAAGCUGUUAUGCUCAAGAGUGUCUAUAGCAGACUAAAGGAACACUUGUUCGAUCAGAUAGGACUAUUUAGUGCAAAAUACAAUGUGCUAAUUGUGUCCUCCUUAAACAUGUAUUUUUCGCAUAUUCACUUGAAAUUUACAACAACUUAAUAAAUUAUAUGUCAACA